UGUUGCCGCUACAAGCCUAAGGUUCAUCCCGCUGUGCGCCUUUGUAUCGACUGUAAAUAAACUGGACAGAGACAGUACAGAGCGGGUUCACUAUGGUUUUACUGGCGCGCAGCAGGACAUGUCUAAAGAGCUGCUCUAUGGGGACGCUAUGUUUGCAGUUGUUGCUGUGGAUUUUAUGCGCCGUCAAUGGAGAGGAGCAGCCGUUCAGUGUCGAGGCAUGGCUGCAGAGGUAUGGGUACCUCCCUCCUGCAGACCCCAGGAUGUCAGUGCUGCGCUCGGCCAGAGUCAUGCACUCGGCUAUCGCUGCCAUGCAGCGCCGCUACGGCCUCAACGUCACAGGGAGUCUGGACAGCACCACCAUGGAGUGGAUGAGGAAGCCCAGAUGUGGGGUCCCGGACCAGAUAGGGGGGUCAUCUCGAUUUAACGUCAGGAAAAAGCGGUACGCCCUCACGGGACAGAAGUGGCAACAUAAACAUAUCACAUACAGCAUAAAAAACGUCACCCCCAAAGUUGGCGCAGAGGAGACCCACGACGCCAUCAGACGAGCGUUCGACGUGUGGCAGAAUGUUACUCCGCUGCGCUUCGAGGCCGUGCCCUACAGCGAACUGGAGCGCAGCAAGAAGGACGUGGACAUCACCAUCAUCUUCGCCUCAGGUUUCCACGGCGACAGCUCACCUUUCGACGGCGAGGGCGGCUUCCUGGCACACGCAUAUUUCCCCGGGCCUGGAAUUGGAGGCGACACCCAUUUUGAUUCGGACGAGCCGUGGACGCUGGGAAACCCCAAUCAUGACGGUAAUGAUCUGUUCCUGGUUGCUGUUCACGAACUUGGUCACGCGCUGGGGCUGGAGCACUCCAAUGACCCCACGGCAAUCAUGGCGCCUUUCUACCAGUACAUGGAUACAGACAACUUCAAACUGCCCAUGGACGACCUGCUGGGAAUACAGAAGAUCUACGGCCCACCAGAUAAGCUUCCCCAGCCGACCAAGCCUUUGCCUACAGCUCCCCCACCUCGCUCCCAUCCACCAUCGGACCCCCGCAAACCGGACAGACAGACCAGGCCCCCCAGGCUGCCCCCGCCAUCCCACCCCAACGCCAAACCCAACAUCUGCGAGGGGGGAUUCAACACCCUCGCCAUCCUUCGAAGAGAAAUGUUCGUCUUCAAGGACCACUGGUUUUGGCGUGUGAGGGACAAGAUGGUGAUGCCCGGGUACCCCAUGCUCAUCAGUGUGUUCUGGAGAGGCCUGCCUCCAAAGAUCGAUGCUGUGUACGAGAACAGCGACGGGAAGUUUGUCUUUUUUAAAGGGAAGCAGUACUGGGUUUUCAAGGACACAGUGCUCCAGGCUGGGUACCCGAAGGACAUUUCUCGUCUCUUCGGACAUGGAAUGCCCGCUCAGAGCAUCGAGGCGGCCGUGUGGUGGGAGGACGUGGCCAAGACUUACUUCUUCAAAGGGGACAGGUAUUGGCGCUACAAUGAAGAGAUAAGUACCAUGGACCCCGGGUAUCCCAAAUCCAUAUCGGUGUGGAGGGGCGUGCCAGACUCUCCACAGGGGGCAUUCGUGGACAAAGCCAAUGGUUUCACAUACUUCUACAAAGGCAAGGAGUAUUGGAAAUUCAACAACCAUUUUCUCCGGGUUGAACCAGGAUACCCCCGCUCCAUCCUCAAAGACUUUAUGGGCUGCGAACUGAUGCCCAUCGACCCCAACCGCCAACCCAACGAUGACGGCAACUCGGAUGUCAUAAUCGAACUGGAGAACGAAGCUAGCACGGUCAAGGCCAUCGCUAUCAUCAUCCCAUGUGUCCUGGCGCUGUGUCUACUCGUCCUGGUUUAUACUGUGGUCCACUUCAAACGCAAGGGCACGCCGAGACACAUACUGUACUGCAAACGCUCCAUGCAGGAGUGGGUCUGACCUGGGACAAAAAGGACAAAUUGCGAAGGGGUAAAAAAGACAGCGCCACUCGGAGGACGGUGGUGUUUUCUACUCUUGAGACGAAAAGAGGAGGACUUGAAAAUGGACGGUGCUGAAGUGACCGCGUGUCCUCUUUUUGUAGAAUCGGGUGAGUUCAGGUUGACGGACUGCGCUGAAUCCUGGCCUUUUGAACAACAGGGAAAGCGCUCGGAAUAUUUGCCUAAAAAGACCCCCGCAAAGAAAAACUAAGGGGGUCCGCAUCACUUUGUAACUCGGAAACUUGACUUCCUACAUCCCCUUCCUCAUUAUUUUUAAUUAUUUUAAUAUUUUGGUUUCAUUUUACGCCCAACUUGCUCUUAAUCAGAUUUUCAGGGGGACACACACUCUUCCCAUUAUCUGCAAUGGCAUCACUCUAUCAGGUCGUUGAUUUAAAAAAACAAAACAAAAAAAAAACUAUUUUGUAUUUUACGGACCCCAAUGUUUUUAAUUUGACUUUUUUAAAAUAAGGUCCUCAUUGUCCCUUUAAAAUAACUGAGGAAGAGGCCGAACAAACCAAAAAAAAUCGACUUUCUCUCCAAAGAGGAUCACAUUUUUAUGGUUUUAAUCCUUAUUUUAUUGACAUUAACUUUUUGUCCCUCCUCUGGAUCCUUACAGUGAUUAAGAGUCAGGGAGCUGUGACUGUUGUGGCAGUCUGUUGGUGAUACAGGGGCCAAAUUAUUCUGCAAUAUUUUAACUCGCCUUAAUUAUGAAUCAUACGAGUUUGUGCUUGGUUUUGCCGUUUUUUGGUGUUGUUGUUAUUUUUUAUUUGUAUACUUUUUUCUUUGUUUGUAAAAAGGAGCAACUGAGCUUCUUGUGAUUUCUGGAUUUACUACGUUACCCAGAAUCCUCGGCACUGGCUUGCUGAGCUCCUCUGGGCCUUGAAUAUUACAGUAGGGUCAGCCUGUAUUGAGAGUAAUGUAUCGUGAAGGAAAAGUCUUGGAGUAAAGCCACUAUUUUUGUGUGUUAAGAUAUUUGUUUUUGUUAGUUAAUUAAUUUUUGGUUCAUACAUUCAUACAUUUCAACAUUGCAUCCCAAACGGUCAGCCUGUAUGGUUUGGCAUUCACAGAUUAAAUGAACAAACGCUAUUGACUGCCUUGUUUGAGGGAGUUCACAGACGCCUACAUUUCCCAGAAUGCUUUGAGGACCUAGAACAUGACACAACCAAGUCAAGAUCAGUGCCUGUGUCAAUGUGCAUGCUCGCAUCCACACUCCUCAAAAUGUCUACUAAAAAGUCCUCUGAAUAAUACUAAAUGCUGUUAUUUUUGUACACUACCUGCAGCCCAAUUACUUUAGUUAUCCAAAGGUACCAGUAAUUUUAUAAGUGAAAAUUUGCAAGUGGUACAUGUGAAAUGAUUUGGUAAAUGAAAUAAUUGGCCUUAAAUGAGAAUAAUUUGCAUACAGUGUUUUUGAAUGUGUGUCUGUCAUGAUUGCAUAUUGUAUUUUUAUUUUAUUAUUUUAUUUUAGUGUUUUCUGGUCAAAACAAAUGGGACAUCUCACAGCGACUGCUUUGUGUAAGACUAUGGGACAAACAUGUGCCCUAACAGAAUGAAUAAAUUGA
Messenger RNA from Boleophthalmus pectinirostris (great blue-spotted mudskipper), 3504 nucleotides. Its product is annotated as matrix metalloproteinase-16-like. The coding region runs from base 93 to 1907 and encodes 604 amino acids. The transcript has 10 exons. Lineage: Eukaryota; Metazoa; Chordata; Actinopteri; Gobiiformes; Gobiidae. The record is from RefSeq and is a predicted model, not a curated record. Gene Ontology annotation, biological process: skeletal system development; collagen catabolic process; proteolysis. Gene Ontology annotation, molecular function: metalloendopeptidase activity; zinc ion binding. Gene Ontology annotation, cellular component: extracellular matrix.